This is a messenger RNA of Meloidogyne enterolobii, 717 nucleotides long. NCBI's taxonomy places the organism in Eukaryota, Metazoa, Nematoda, Chromadorea, Rhabditida, Meloidogynidae. The record is from the annotation of a GenBank genome assembly.
UAUAUUUAUAAAAUUAAAAGAAUGGUUCUAUUUAUUUUGCCUAUUUCUUUAAUUUUAAUUAAUUGUAUUUUUAUUUUAAUUAUUUUUUAUAAUUUUUAUUGGAAACGUCGGAAUUUGCCGGAUGGCCCUAUUCCUUUACCUAUAAUUGGAAAUGUUUUAGAAAUUAGUAAAGCUGAUAGACGAUAUAAAUGUUUUGCUGAUUGGGCUAAAAAAUAUGGCCCUGUCUAUACAAUUUGGAUUGGAGAACAGCCACUAGUUAUUAUUACUGAUUAUGAACUUAUAAAAUCAGCAUUUAUUAGAGAUGGCGAUACCUAUGUUGAUAGAGAUUUUUUAAUCAAACAUUUUACUUUAUUUUUUGGUUCUGUUGACGGCAUAAUUCGUACAAAUGGAGAGCAAUGGAGGCAGAUGCGCAAAUUUUUUUAUAAGGCUAUGCGCGACUAUGGAAUCGAUAAAGACACGGUUGAAAAACAGGUUUUAGAUGCAAUUUUCCGUGUUAUUGAUAAAAUCAAAAAUGAAAAGUUAAUGGGUAAAUUAGAACAUUCAAUUGAUAGAGAAGUUGAUUUAAUGACUGGUUCUAUUAUUAAUCAAAUAAUGCUUGGAUUUUCAUUUUACGGGGAAAGAUUUAAGGAAUUUUCUGGUUUAAAACAAUUAUUGGAUAUACAGCAAGUUUAUUUUAUUAGUUUUUGGUCUUUACUGAUUGAAAUGUCCCCUUGGUAA